AUCAAGCUCGCGCAGCAACAUAUUGUGCGUGAUUUAAUCUAAACCGUGCUUACUCUCUCGUGUCACAAAAGCUUGAUUGCCUACUUUUUCAGGAUGGCGAACCCGGUCACCGAAAUCGACGUCGACCUCAACACUCAAGAAGUCCUUCUCGCAGCGUCACAGCACGACACCGCAAAGCUCCGACGGCUCCUCCGUGCCAACGAUGCGGCCGGGAACCCCGCCAAUGUCAAGGACCCUGAGACAGGUUAUUCACCGCUUCACGCCGCCAUUGCAGCCUGUGAACCUGACGAGGAGGAAGACGUGAAAUCAAAUGGUGUCCAGACAAAUGGGGACCGACAAACCCACGGGCAGGAGAGCACAGUUGAGGCCGCCGUCCAGACCGUGAAACUUCUUUUGCAGGAGGGCGCUAUCUGGAACGACCUGGAUUUAAACAAUGAGACUCCCGGUUGUAUUGCGAGGAGGCUGGGACUGACUGAGCUAUAUGACAUGGUCGUGGAUGCGGGAGUUAGGGCAGAGCUGCUGUUGAACAGGUUGGAUGGGUAUGAGCAAUUGUCGGAUGAAGAAAUGGAAGAAGAUGGGGAACAAGAGCAAGAGCAACAGGACGCCGCCGUCGCCGCCGACGCAAGCAUUACAAACACAGCAGAGGACGAGUCCGUCCCGCAGCUAGUUGAUACCACAGCUGCAGCACCUCCACAAACAGCAGAUGCGGAGCCCAGUGUCACAAGCUCCCGCUACCUGAACUCAGACCUCACAUUCCAGCAAGACCGACUUCUCGACCAGGACCAAAACGGCGUAAUGAUGGCCUGGGAGUCGGACAUCAUGGCCAAGUCCGCAAAGCAACUCCUCCCGACACCAGGUCUCCGCGUCCUCAACGUCGGACACGGAAUGGGCAUCGUCGACGGCUUCAUCCAAGAGCAGUCGCCGUCAGCACACCAUAUUAUUGAAGCGCAUCCAGCCGUUGUCGCAGAAAUGAAGCGGAAAGGCUGGCACGAAAAGCCGGGAGUCGUGAUUCAUGAGGGCAAGUGGCAGGAUAUACUUCCGGGCCUCGUAGCUGAAGGCGUGAUGUUUGACGCGAUCUACUACGACACCUUCGCAGAGUCUUAUGCGGAUUUCCGAGAGUUCUUCACGGAGCAGGUGAUCGGAGUGUUGGAGCAAGAGGGAAAAUGGAGCUUCUUCAAUGGCAUGGGCGCAGACCGACAAAUCAGCUACGAUGUUUAUCAAAAGGUCGUAGAGAUGGAUCUCUUCGAGGCGGGAUUCGAUGUCGAGUGGGAGGAGAUCGAUGUGCCGAAGCUCGAAGGCGAGUGGAACGGUGUCCGUCGGCCGUACUGGAGUAUAGACAAGUAUCGGUUGCCGCUGUGCAAGUACAUGGAUUGAGUGCAUAUAGACAAUAUGCGGGCGAAUUUUAUGACUUGAGUACCUGCGAGGCGUCAAGAGACAAA
Aspergillus nidulans FGSC A4 is the source of this 1439-nucleotide messenger RNA. RefSeq names its product protein-arginine N5-methyltransferase (gene rmt2). The coding region runs from base 94 to 1374 and encodes 426 amino acids. The transcript is spliced from 2 exons. The record is from RefSeq and is a predicted model, not a curated record. Lineage: Eukaryota; Fungi; Ascomycota; Eurotiomycetes; Eurotiales; Aspergillaceae. Gene Ontology annotation, cellular component: cytoplasm; nucleus. Gene Ontology annotation, biological process: positive regulation of translational fidelity. Gene Ontology annotation, molecular function: protein-arginine N-methyltransferase activity; protein arginine N5-methyltransferase activity.